Lipotes vexillifer (Yangtze River dolphin) is the source of this 1834-nucleotide messenger RNA. RefSeq lists its product as uncharacterized. NCBI's taxonomy places the organism in Eukaryota, Metazoa, Chordata, Mammalia, Artiodactyla, Lipotidae. The record is from RefSeq and is a predicted model, not a curated record. The transcript is spliced from 5 exons. The coding region runs from base 1 to 552 and encodes 183 amino acids.
AUGGAGGGUGGUGGUGGUUCAUCUCCGGUGGUAGCAGCCCAAAUGGAGGGCAGCAGUCAUAUUGGACUCAGGGUCCACCCUAAUCCGGAGGAGGAGGAGAGAGCAGAGUAUACCGCAGACAUCAUUUCUACUACGGUGGCGGAGCCGUACAGGACCUGUUUCACUGCAGGGGGAUCCAAAACAAGCCCCGUGGAGCAGCAGCCAGAGCUACAGCAGCCGCAAGACACUGUUUCUCUCCCUCUGCCCCCCCUUCCCCACGCAACCCCAGAUCCAUUUACACUUUACAGAGGAUCGUGCAGCAAAUCACCAGGGUGGUCCAUUCAAGCUGCAGAUUCGUCUGUCAUCUUUGGACAGCAGGCUCGUCCUCCUCAGCCACUGCAGGAAAGUGUGUCACCCAUCAGGUCACAGAGAGCGCUGGUGGACGUCUCUCCUUGCCCCAAGAUCUUCGGUGGAAGUCCACGGGACUUGGUGUCUGUGCCGUUCAAAGUAUAUAUGAACUCGCCAGGAGGCAUAAUGCGUCACCAUUUAAUUCUGGGCCACCCUAAAGGAUGACACCCAGCUUCAGAGACCACCUCUUGGACAUCAUCCCUGAGAUCCAGUGUUUUAGCUCCCCAUUGUCUGAAAUCCGUUUCUGACCGAGUUUGAGCUGCCUUAGACUUAGUCAUUCAAUGGCCCAGGACCAUGUUGCAGCUCCACACCUUUUGUCUCUUUCAGAGCAGCAGCUCGCUCUGAGCUCUUGUUGAGUCUUUUACACAGAUAUGCUAGAAAACAGGCACCAGCCCAUUCUUUCCAUCUGGGCAUUUGCCCACAAGCCUAGUCCUGGGAUGACCUGGAGCGGAGAGGCAGUGGAGGAUAAAUUCAUCUUGUACAGACUUGUUCCUGCUAGUUCUAGCCUGUCUCUCGCCACAGAUCUAGCUUUUAAAUCCUCAAGUGAUUGGUUUUGCGUAGGAAUGUGUGGAUUGUUGGAUCACAAUAAUUUUCUCCCUGAAUUUCUAGUGUUUAUAUAAGCAGAUGUAUAUAAAAGAAGUUCUGUCAUUGGUGUAAACAGCAGGGCCUAUUUUUAAUAGUUACAGGUGCUUAAAGAUGGUGCAGAAUAAAAAUGUAAGUUUUUUUCCUUUUUAUUGCAAGUUGCAACACAACCAAAAGUCUAUUUUAAUGUUUUGCCAGGAAAGGGUCAACAUGGAAAAUUUGCAACAAAGACAAACUAGAAUAGAACCAGUGCAAACAGAAGCUGACAAAUAUAUGCCCCAUGUUGGGAGUUCAGCCCCUGGAAUGUUAUGUAGGACAAAAGGAAUGGAAGAGGUAUUUCAGUAACAUUUUGUUCUGUGUCAAAAACCUUGUGAAAUAUAAAUCUGCUGUGUAUUGGAGAAUGGAUACAGCAAUUGAUUCAGGUUGAAUAGCUUUCAUUUAACUAGAAUAUCCCACAGAAAGCAGUUCUUGUUCUGACAACCAUAGUUUUGUUUUUCUUGACUUAAAGAAAAUUGAAUUCAUGUUUACGUAUUUUAUAGGAUUGUUUUAUGGACAAAGACACAGGUCAAAUCCCAUCCCAGCACAGUGGCUAUUGUUACAGCAAAUAGAAACAUUUCUAAAUGAAAUAAAAACCAUUUCUAAGCCAUGGCCUGUGGCCCAUAGUAAUCAUACUACAUUGGUGUUAUGAAACCGUUUGCAACUAUCAAUAAUUCAGUCGUAGAUGUGCUUUUUUUCUAAUUCUGUUUUUUAAAAAUAUUCUAGUCUCUUGCCAACACACAUACCCAUGCAUAUACUUUACUGAUUUGCAUAGUAGAGAAGGAAGAAUAUGAAUAUGUAUAAUAGGAGUCAACUUUAUUUUGGACUU